This is a messenger RNA of Esox lucius (northern pike), 1888 nucleotides long. It is a transcript of the gene cfdp1, whose product is annotated as craniofacial development protein 1. Bases 51 to 980 code for a protein of 309 amino acids. The record is from RefSeq and is a predicted model, not a curated record. The transcript has 9 exons. Lineage: Eukaryota; Metazoa; Chordata; Actinopteri; Esociformes; Esocidae.
CCGUGGUAAUACCGGAAGUAGCGUGGAGGUUUGUACUGAAGGGAAAAAUAAUGAAUUACUCAGAUUAUGAUUCCGAUGGCUAUUCUUCAAAUGAGGAUCAAGACUAUGUCCCAUCCGAUGACAACCUUAGUGAAGAUGAUAUGAAUGAAUGUGUGAGGGAAGAUGGUCUGGAAGGUGAUGACCAGAGUGGGCAGCAGGCUGAUAAUGUAACCAAAAAGAAAAAGAAGAAAGGCCAAGACAUUGGUAUGAGGAAACGAAAAAAAGGAGGACUGAAAUUAGAGGAGACCGAGGAGGAUAGAAUGGUGGAGGUUCAGAAGGUUGAUCCGGAGUCUGAGGUUUCUGCUCCCUGCCCCAAAAAGCUGGAGGGUGAAGAUAUAAACAAGAAAAAAGCAGAUGAUUUGUGGGCCAGUUUUCUUAGUGAUGUUGGUUCUAAAACCAAGCCAUCUACACCUGCGUCACAGGCUACUGCUAAACAGCAGCCUCAGCCCACAAACAGCACACUGACUCCCAAAGCAGCAUCAGAGGAACCUCAACAAGCAGAGCCUAAACCUGUAGAAUCUUCGAAAGUCACCAUCACAAAGGUGUUUGACUUUGCUGGGGAAGAGGUCCGGGUAACCAAAGAGGUUGACGCUCACUCCAAGGAGGCCAAGAGCUUCCUGAAGGCCAAGGAGGAGAUGUCAGAUGUUCCUACUGUACCAGAGCCCCGCUCCCUCGCCCCUGGACCCAGUGUGAAGAGGCCUACAGGGAUGAGCAGCAUCCUGAACCGCCUGGGAGGGAAGAAACAGAAGAUGAGCACACUGGAGAAGUCUAAGAUGGACUGGGACGCCUUUAAGGAUGAAGAGGGCAUUGGGGACGAGCUGGCCAUCCACAACCGGGGCAAAGAGGGGUAUGUGGAGAGAAAGAAUUUCCUGGAGAGAGUUGACCACCGGACAUUUGAGCUGGAAAAGAAAGUGCGUCUCGGCAACAUCAUGAAACGAUGACAAGGAAUAUUGAGCUCGCCCUCUGGAUAGACUGUGUGUCAAGACAGCGGACUGUACCUGCUGUUCCCGGAGCCUUGUCCCCUCACAUUCCCAGUCAACUCUCUUCAACCCUCCAUCUGUUCCUGGACCUGCCUAUGGCCCCAGACACCUGGCCUGACCCCUGUUCCUGUCUCCCUGUCCAACGAGCGUUGCGGUGUCAGUAUCAACCUGCCUACCUCAGCACAUGGCUGUGGGGCAGCUCCUGACUUUACAGGGUCACCAGCGCCACAGACAAACCCAUCCCGGAACUGGAGAAUCAGCAGAACUCCUGGUUCCACACUGCGAACUGCCGUCGUACUCGUAAAAGCCACAGACUUGAAAGCCAGAGGAUGAGAGCGGAAGCAUCCACGCAGCGGAGAUACUUGUGCCGGCCCCCUACACCCCCUGCAGUGAUUAGGUCCAUUGAGCUGUUCAUUCCCAGAUUUUGUUGAUUGCAUUUCAGCUCCCUGCCGUGCGGGCUGGGUGUCUGUAGAGCUGUGCUGACUAAUAUAAGAAGGCUUUGUCUUUCGCUCAUGUACCUGUAGGUACACAACAACCAUCACAGAAUCUGACAUGAUGCAAGUUUAGCUGCUUAGUCAGUUAAGCUGCUUACCUGGGCUAGGAGGGCAGAUUACAGCGGAACGUUUCCUCAACGUGUCCUGCUGGUCUCCAAAACGUAAUUACACUGCUCCUAUUACAAAGUGUGUGCUUGUUUGGUACCAGACACACAGACAGGCUUUAUCAGGGACUUUAUUUUAUCUACUGGUUGUUAAAUACAUUGGCUUUUAGGUGUGACUGAAUCAUUCUAAUAUCCCAACGUGUUUUCUGUGGUAUCCUGAUGCUGUACUGUGUGUAAAAUGGAAUAAAGCAUGUCAUUUGUUUUGAAGUUU